Messenger RNA from Coniophora puteana RWD-64-598 SS2, 1477 nucleotides. RefSeq names its product Aldo keto reductase. The coding region runs from base 364 to 1365 and encodes 333 amino acids. NCBI's taxonomy places the organism in Eukaryota, Fungi, Basidiomycota, Agaricomycetes, Boletales, Coniophoraceae. The transcript has 10 exons. The record is from RefSeq and is a predicted model, not a curated record.
GUACUGUUAAGAUGCCGAACCCGAAGGUGUCAAAACUUCGUUGAACGACAACAAGAUAAGAGAUAAGAAACAUCUAUUUUCAGACAAGGUUUGCAGUCAUUAUAAUGGUCGAGAAAUCGCGCGCACCAAGACUCGGGAGCAGGACAGGGUCAGAAUAAAGCGUCAUUAACGCAAAUAGGGUCGACUCCCACCGCGUUUAAUGUAGUAAAACCCCGUCCCGGGCUGAGCGCCGCCUGAAAAGAGCUCGAAGCGGUAUAGGAAUGUUCUCCAACACGACAAAAAUAGCGGCUCAAGCGCUCGAUAGUAAUGCUCCGCUUCACCCUCCUUCCGCGGCUGCACUAGGCUUGGACCCGUUCCGUCGCCAUGAAAUCUCGUGUCCCCCUCUUGUUUGGUUCGUCUGCAUUCGGCAUCAAGGGCACACUGGGUACACGCAUACACGAUAUCAACGAGUGUCGAAGGAUCGUCGAGUACUUGAACUCCAAGGGUUACCAUGAAUACGACGGCGCUCGAAAGUAUGGCGAUGGGUCAUCGGAAGAAUACCUUGGGAAGCUGAGAGAUCUGGGCGCCCUUGAGGGCGCUAAAAUCGACACAAAGGUGUUUGUUGCUAUUCCAGGAGUUCCAGGAGACCAUGCACCAGGAAAACUUCGCGCAUCUCUACAGGAAUCAUUGAAGGCCUUAAACAUGGAUAAAGUUCGGGUUUUCUACUUGCACCUUCCUGACAGGGGCACACCGUUCGAAGACACGUUGUUCGAGAUCAAUGAGCUUUACAAGGAGGGAAAGUUCGAGUACUUCGGGCUCAGUAACUACUACUCUUGGGAGGUGGCAGAGAUAGUGACUAUAGCCAAGGCGAAGGGUUGGAUUGCGCCAACCGUGUAUCAAGGAGUAUACAACGCCCUAGAGCGUAACAUUGAAAGCGAACUUAUACCAUGCCUUCGCAAGUUUGGGCUGAGCUUUGUGGCGUAUAGCCCUCUGGCUCGCGGCCUGUUCGGAGGCGUAGAUCCAAAUGCUCCAGCGAAAGGCAGUCGCUGGGACUUCAGCUCUUCCGUCAUGGCUCCCGGUUUGCACAUGCGUUAUAAAGGCUACACAGAGAUAUUCCCUCAACUUACAGAGACACUUAAACGACACAACCUAAGCGGGGCUGAAGUUGCCUUGCGAUGGCUCCAGCAUCACAGCGCCCUAGGACAAGAGGACGGCAUCAUCCUCGGCGCAAGCAGCCUCGAGCAACUGCAGGCUAAUGUCGAAGACAGCGAGAAAGACCCGCUGCCAAGCGCAAUCGUGGAUCUGUUGCAGGAGAUGUGGGUUGUCAACAAGGGGCGAUCACCUCCGUACUUUAUUGUUCCUGGAGUCGGAGGUGGAAAGAAGUAGUGUGGAUAGUGAUCCCUAUUCCCCUAAAGCACUUCCUAUCAUCUGUAACGGAAGGUUGUAUCCACGUCAUUAUAGGCUGUUGUACAUUAUCCGGGUAUUUGCAAUCCAACAA